AUGUUCCAGAUGCUGAGCACGAUUUACAAAUACUACUAUGAUGUCAAAUGGAACAGAUGGAUGCCGGUCCUAUCUGGUGCCUGCUUCUUAGGCACGCCUCAUUCGAGUGACACAGAUCGUUCCAAGCCAAAACUGAAUUUGAUACUUCGAAUGCUCAAAUUGAGCACAAAAGUACUAUGUUCGGCAGAAAAGCACUCGAGUGCCUUUCUGUCAAGUGUUUGUUCGCGCUUCAACGAGGUCGGCGGUGACAUUGGUGAUGAUAUGCGUAUCAUGUCGGUCUUCGAGGAGAGCAAAACCAAGAUCCGGGAUCAUGUUUUCAAAGCCACGGCUGAAGUCCUGGUUGAUCGGCUCUUUGCCGAAAUAGGUGCUCGGCGCGAGAUCCUGUUGGGCGCAGCAGCGGACCACAGGCUUAUUUGCGACCUCUCAAACAGCCAGGAGGCACUCCAAGCUUUGAGGACGAUGGUCAGAGACGCCCUUACCAAAAAGGACCAUUUCGCAAGCCGAAACGAAGUCCAGGAAGACGGCUCCAGCGGGUUUGAGAACCCGUGGGUCAGCACAAGUUCUGUCAUCGAGAUCGCGGAAGCGACCGACUGGCAGCACAAUCUGCCGGUGCGAUCCGGUCAAGCCACACGAGGCUCGGGAUCUACCGAGCACCUCUCAGCCAGUUUCGAGCCUGUUCCGCCUGCGCUUGAUGUUGUCGAGGACGGAAACCCCGUUUUACUGCCUUGUUACUUGCUGGACUCGUGGACCCGGAACCCUGCGUUCAAAGGCCGUCAGGAACUGAUGCGGGAGAUCGACCAGGCUCUCCUCCCAGAAAACCAGGAUGUAAGGAGAUUGGCCCCGUUCGCACCGUUAUCUACAUUCGUGCUUUGCGGUAUGGGAGGGUCAGGCAAGACAGAGAUUGCCACUGAAUAUGCAUUUACGCGACAGCAUCUCUUCGACGCGGUCUUUUUGGUGAAUGCCUCAACUACGGCGAAGCUGGCUGAGAGGUUCUCGCAGAUUGCCACUAAGCUUGGCCUAAUCACCACGGAAGAAGCUAUUGACCGGGGCGUCGCACGAAUGAAUGUUCUCAAAUGGCUUUCAGACCCCAAACGUAGCAUCAAACCGGGGCCUGACGCAGGCGAGGGGCAAGACGUGGAAGAGAAAGACCCCGUGAGGUGGCUUCUGGUAUUUGACAAUGCAGACGAUCCACGUUUGCUGACGGACUAUUGGCCGUCUGCAGGUUCCGGCUCAGUUCUUGUGACCAGCCGUGACUCUGUAACACAGAGGCAUCUUGAUGCGCCAAACGGUACGACCCUUGGAGGUCUAGCCGACGAUGAAGGUGCUGCCUUGCUGCAGCAAGUGACGCACGAAAAGGACGAAAGCGCAGACUUUUCUGCAACCAAAGAAAUAUCCCGGCGCUUUCUCGGGUAUCCUUUGGCUCUCAAACUCGUCGCAGCGAUGCUGAGGCGAAGAGACCUUACAUUUUCGGAGUUCUUGAGGGCAUAUCCAGCCAGCAAAGCUAUCAAGGACCUCUAUGAGCCCGGCUUACCUUUGCUACAAGAUGCGUACGGGCACAACAUGUCUACAGUCUGGUCCCCGCAAGACUUCAGUGCGCGUGCCCUUGAUCUCCUAGGGUUCUUAGCGUUGCUUGACCCGGAUCGUGUAGAUGAGGAGCUGAUCGUACACGCUAUUUCAGCCGUCAAGUCACCUCAUUUCUUCACCGAUGAGGCCGACUACUUGGACGCGCGAACCGACCUUCUGAAAGCUUCAUUGAUCCAGAGAGACAAAACAGCCGGGCGUCUCACUAUUCAUCGACUAGUCCAAGAGGCUGCUAUAUUCCAUUUUCCAACAGGAAGGCUUGGGACCAUGAUCAGCCUUGUGAUCGAUGUACUUGCGGCAAAAUGGCCAUACCCAGAAGAUCGAUAUACUCACGAUCCGGAAUUGUUCAACGACUUUGAGACUGUUGCGCCGCACAUCGCGAAACUGCAGGUAUUGUACAAUCAAAACAACUCUUUCAGCAUGGACUUCCAAACAAUGCGGAAGCUUUGCGAACUCUUACAGCAAGGCGGGUGGUACUUGACCGAGCGAGGCAAUUUCGACGAGUCAUUGGAGAUGUUCAAGACCGCGCUCAGAAUCUGUGAAACCUAUCCGGACAAAAUGGAAGAGCUACUAGCGGACUGCUUGUUCUGUAUCGGCGAUGCAUUGUCUGAGACUAACGAACCAGCUGCUGCGCUCGAGUAUGCAAAGCGACAUUACGAUGUUCGGCUGAAUCUGGAGAAGGAUAGGUCAAAACCGUCGCUGUAUGGCGCACUCGCGUACAGCGAGCUCGGAAAUGCUCAGAUGCUUAACGGUCUGUUCGAGGAGGGCAUAGAAAACUGCAAAUCAGCCAGAGCCAUCCAGUUCAAGGACCAGGAGUUCCUCGACGGGACAUACUGGCCCUAUUUUUCCACCAUACAAAUGGCUCUGUGCUUGUCAGCGCUUGGGCGCUCUGAUGAGGCGGUGCCUUUGCUUCAGGAAACCAUUGAUUGGGGUAUCAAGUUCUACGGGCCAAAGCCACGGACGUUCAAGCAAGGCUUUGCAUACUACGCCCUGGGAAAUGUCUACGAAGAUCUUCAGCUUACUGAUGAAGCAUACAAUUGCCACAGACAGGCAUUGGAUAUCUUGUUCGAUACUCGCGGCAAGCACUUCCAUCGUACCGGCACGGCGUACCUGAAGAUGGCGGAACACGCAAACAGGCUCUAUGAGUACGAAGCAGCCAAGUAA
Cyphellophora europaea CBS 101466 is the source of this 2745-nucleotide messenger RNA. RefSeq lists its product as uncharacterized. The record is from RefSeq and is a predicted model, not a curated record. Bases 1 to 2745 code for a protein of 914 amino acids. Gene Ontology annotation, molecular function: ADP binding; protein binding. The transcript has 6 exons. Lineage: Eukaryota; Fungi; Ascomycota; Eurotiomycetes; Chaetothyriales; Cyphellophoraceae.